Molecule: messenger RNA, 4908 nt
Organism: Carica papaya (papaya)
Lineage: Eukaryota; Viridiplantae; Streptophyta; Magnoliopsida; Brassicales; Caricaceae
Product: RNA-binding KH domain-containing protein
Molecular function (GO): RNA binding
Source: RefSeq, a predicted model, not a curated record
CUUAUCCCGCUCCAUCUUAUUAGCCCUAGAGAUGGAGAACUCCUCUCUCACUUUACAGCAGUACCGUAAGAUUUUCUCGGCACACUGUUUUCCCUGCAGUGGAAAUUGAAGUUCCUCGAUUUUCAUAAUCAAUCAUCGUUCUUGUCAUCAGAAUCGUUGCUUUCAGCCCUUCCAUCUGAUCGAAAGUCCAUUCACACCGCUGCUUCAGAUCCUUCAACUGGUCUAGGAGGAUUGAGUAAGAAUUCCUCAACUACUUCCCUGCUAGAGGAGUUUAAAUUUAAAAAAUGGGCGAGAAUGGGAAGCGCUUUCGACCUCAAAGAGCUCAUGAUGGGGACAAUAAGAAUCAAAAGCGGCGUCUUAAUGAAAGAGAUGAAAAGGGUAAUGAUGAACUAGUUUUUUAUAGAAUUCUAUGCCCAGAUGGGGUGAUUGGAAGUGUCAUUGGUAAGAGUGGUAAAGUCAUAAACUCCAUUAGGCAAGAGACGAGAGCAAAGAUCACAGUGGUGGACCCAUUCCCUGGGGCGAAUCAUAGGGUCAUAAUAGUAUAUUGCUAUGUUAAGGGGAAAGAAGAAGUUGAGGUAGAUGAUGAAUUCAGUGACAGGGAACCUCUUUGUGCGGCUCAGGAUGCUCUUCUCAGAGUUCAUGCUGCAAUUGCAAAUGCAGUGGCAAAUAUUGGAGAUGCCAAUAAGAAACCAAAAGAUAAGGAGGAAUGUCAAAUUCUUGUCCCUUCUAGUCAGUCUGCAAAUAUCAUUGGUAAGGCUGGGGCAACCAUCAAAAAACUUAGGAGUAAGACAAGGACAAACAUUAAGGUCACUGCCAAGGACACAUCAGACCCAACACACUCAUGUGCCAUGGAGUUCGACAACUUUGUUCUGAUAUCUGGAGAAUCAGAGGCAGUGAAGAAGGCACUUUUUGCGGUUUCUGCAAUCAUGUAUAAGUUCACUCCAAGAGAAGAUAUUCCUCUAGAGACAACGGUUCCAGAAGUAGCGCCAAGCAUUAUUAUUCAUUCAGAUGUCCCAAUUUAUCCACCUGGUGGCUUAUAUCCAAAUGCGGAUCCUAUUCUCCCAUCUAGGUCAGUUCCACCAAUCUUAGGUGCAGCGCCAAUACCAGAUAUUCAGAGUUACACAGACGCAGGAAGUGCAUGGCCUGUGUAUUCAUCUGCUCUCCCUGUAGUUUCCAGUUUUAGUGGUGCAUCUCAAUUUGAGGAAUUAAUCUUAAGAGUUUUAUGUCCCUUCAAUAAGAUUGGGCGUGUCAUUGGUAAAGGAGGAGGUACCAUUAAAAGCAUAAGGCAGGCAAGUGGUGCCCGUAUUGAGGUUGAUGAUACUAAGGCUGAUUCUGAUGAGUGUAUCAUCACUGUAACUGCAACAGAGCAGUCACCUGAUGAUUUGAAGUCUAUGGCUGUUGAAGCUGUUUUGCUGCUACUAGGGAAGAUUAAUGAUGAAGAUGAAGAGACUGCUUCAAUGCGACUUCUAGUUCCAUCAAAAGUUAUUGGAUGUAUCAUAGGAAAAAGUGGUUCAAUUAUAAAUGAAAUUCGGAAAAGGACAAAAGCUGAUGUUCGUAUUUCAAAAGGGGAGAAGCCUAAGUGUGCCGAUGCUAGUGAUGAGCUUGUUGAGGUGGUUGGAGAAGUUGCUACUGUGAGAGAUGCGCUUAUACAAAUUGUUUUGAGGCUUCGGGAUGAUGUUCUGAAAGAUAAGGAUGGUGGUCGGAACACUGCUGUUGGAGCUGAUUCUCUGUACUCAGGUGGCAAUGGUCUUUCAGUGUCCUCCUUAUUACCUUCUGUUCCUCCAGUUGCUCCUCUCGGUUAUGAUCAAAGGGCAGAAACUGCUAGUGGCUUAGGCAUGUUUUCCUCAAGCAGCCUUUAUGGAUAUGGAAGUUUGCCGAUGGGAGAAACUGGAUAUGGAUCUACAAUGUCAUAUUCAUCCAAGUUGUAUGGAGGAUUAUCUCCAUCAACUCUUGAAAUUUUGGUUCCUGCAAGUGCAGUGGGCAAGGUUAUGGGAAAAGGAGGAUCCAAUUUGGCCAACAUUCGGAAGAUAUCAGGAGCAAUGGUUGAAAUGUCUGAGUCCAAAUCUUCUCGGGGUGAUCGUAUUGCCCUUAUAUCUGGCACACCUGAUCAGAAGCGUGCUGCUGAAAACUUGAUUCAGGCAUUUAUUAUGGCCACUUGACAUUUGAGGGUACUUCUUGAUAUUUGAAGAUGAAUAGUUAAAGGUCUUCAAAAUCCUCUCGCAUUAUGCUCCAUAGUUCCUAUAGGUUCAUUUCUGGAGAGAUCCUCAAAUCCUAGGAUUUCUUCAACUGGGCCUCUCAUGUUUCUUCCAUAACAGUGCAUACCAAGGUUAUCGGGGAAGAUAUACUACUGUUUUAACGUACAUGUGACUUAGGUUCCGUCUCUGUUGCUUAAGUUGUUCGAUGUUCGGGCUAUCUUAGAAGUAUUUAGGAUCUUUUCCUUACAGUACUCUGCUCAGUAUUGAGUCAAAUCUUAUUUCUAAAAUUGUUACUCUAAAUUGAUAUUUGCGCUAGGAUUUUUCUCUCAAUCAUGAUUGUCAACUCAUUAUAUUUGCGUUUUAUUUUCUGGCCACUCUCAUUUGCUCUCAGCUGCUUGACCGACAGAUUUUUCUGAUGAUGCUAAGUUUAACGUGAUUAAUUAUAUUCCUUCUUCUUAGUUUGAAUAGUCACGUGGUUUUGUAUAAGCUAUAGUCAGCUCCGCAGAGCAUUGAUAUUCUCCACUCUUUUUCUCAUGAUUCAUAUUCUUGUCUCAUGUUCCUGUGUUUGUGACUAUAUCAGUGAAAAAGGUAACUCAUGACGUAGUAUUUUAUCUCAAAUUCCUUCCUCAUUCUGUCUUCUCUUAGUAUGUUCAUGAAGAUUUCUUCUUUUCUUAUAAAAAUGCUCAUGAAGAUUUGCUUCUCAUUCCAUGUUUAAUAGAAAAUUUAGUUGAUGCUGCCUUUGAAAUCAGUCAUGCUAGUUUUAAGAAUGGCCUCUAUAUAUUCUUUAAUUUCUUUUCCCGAGUUAUAUUUUAAGAUGACCUUCCAGGAGGUUUCUAUAGAGCAGAAUGCUUAGGAUUUCAUUUUAUGCCUCUCUAUUCUCAGUCAGUUAAAGUUACUGGGGAGGUACUGCUGCCUCACCAAGCUUGGUCUAAAGGAUUCUGAACCUGAUUAGUUAACAGACAAAAAAAGUUGAGCAGAUCCACAAUUCAUUUGUGGGCUCUGAAAUGAUAUAUUCUGUAAAAGAGUCGUUCACAUAAAUUGUUUUGAAUGAGUAAAUCAAUCAUUUGUCCUUGGGGAUCUAGCAUUUAUACUUCCAUACCUACUGAUUAAUGCACUUGAGAUGUAUUUUCCCAAUCUCCUGACAAAGACGUUAUAUGGACUGGAUUGAAGGGUUAGUCAUCGAGAAUUAGGAUUUGUUUCUUGCUGCAAUAUUCACUUGCAGCAUACUAUAUCUCAAUGGAUUGCGGUACUCUACUGCAUUUACUUUCUGUAAUGAUGGUGUUUGCCCAAAAUAAAACUUUGGUUAGCAUCUUGAACCGGUCAUCCUUUAUAAGGUAUGACUGAAAGAUCAUCAAUUGACAUGACUGGUUUUCCGAGCCUAAUCACAUUGAUACAGUUUUUAAUUUGUUCAGAAGAUUAUGUUCCUUUUGAGAUUAGCAGCCAGUGGUUUCAUUUUGUUGAAUUUGUGACUCAAGUAUACUGUGGAUCUCAAUCAUACCAUUAUCAUAUUUGGAAUAUUUUGUACAUUUAGACCCUUGUUUUCAAGUAAAUUUUAGUUUCCAUUAGACCCUUUUUUUGGGUGUAAAAUUUUAUUUUACCUGUGAGAGUUUCUUUUUUUCUUUGAUUACAAGAAGAUUUUUUUCCCUGAGAAAAUCUUCUCUCCAUCCUCAUGUUUCGUCGCUAAACAAAGCUGCAGCUGCAGAACAAUUUUUUGUGUCUUUCAGUGUUUCCUUGCAAAUUUUAGAUAAUCAGAUUAUCAAUUUGCAUCUUGUUGACGUUACACCAGUGCCUGUCUAUCUUCCUCCCUGAGGAAACCUCAUCUGGAAUGUAAAGUGGCUCAUAAUUGAUCCGAUUCUGUGUUUGAACCCUGGUUUGGAGUUCAGAUAAAUAAAAACUGCAGUGGUAACAGCAUUGUCUGCCCUUUAAUUAUCAGAUCAACAGUUAGAAAGCGAAUGACCUUCUGCCCCUCCAUUUGUUUUGUUCCACAGAGCCUCUUAGACUGAUUGCAAUACUUGCAUGAAAACAUGUUAUUCCAACUUCAAGACCUUUUAGGUCGGUGUUGUUUGUAACUUCGGGGUACACAUUCUUUUUAGCUUUUUUAGGUUGAAUGCUAUUUAUACUGCUUUUCUGUUCUGAACUUUAUUUUCAAACAAAGACUAGUUGAAAUAAGGACGGAAAUUUCCUAAGGCAGAUCAUCCAAAUGUGCUUGCUGCCAAAGUGCUCUUCUGUUUAGAGCUGUGAGUAGGUUCACUCUUUGCGAUUCUUCUCUCCGUCUGUUCUGGUUUCAUUUCCCUCCCUCUAUCUGGCUUUGCACUGUAGCUGGCAGUCAUUCUGAAUUGACUACUCAUCCCCGUUCUUGCUUUAGUCAGUUCAACAAAUAGGUGUUUCUACACUUAGAUAAGUUCAUAUUAGGCAGGGGGUUGGUUAGUUUUUGUUUGUGGCUCAUAUUCUUCAGAUUUUUAGUUGUUAAUGCUGGGGCUCGUUGGUGAUGAUUCACUCGGUAUAUUUGCAGGGAGUAGCCUUUCUUUUUUUCCCUCUUGGUUGUAUGCAUAUACAUACAUAUAUAUAUAUAGAGAGAGAGAGAGAACUAGAGUAGGUAGGUAAAACUUGAGAAUACCUUAUGUUUGAUUGAUAUGUAAAAAGUUUGCCUUGAUGAUGUUGAAUUUGGAUUUGUCAACUAGUGGUUGAUGUAACAGUAAGAACACCUUCUCCC